CACCACCACCACCACCACCACCACCGGAUGAGCACCGCCGAUCUCUCUCUCUCAGCGUUCAAUCCAAUUCAUAGCCCACUCCUACGCCGUCCGACGUCUUCCUCCGCCCCCUAUCUUCUCCCUCCACCUCCAUCGCUAUCUCCUCGGCCGCACUCUCUCGCUCGUCUCCUCCACCUCUGCUCAAGCCGCGCCGAUCGCCGCGGGAUCCUUCGCCGGACGUCUCCGAUCACCAUGUCCUGCGGCAGCACGGACCGGCUUCGACCCGAACUGAGCGAACUCAACGACGAGUCCGAUUUCGAGAAGCUCUUCACUCCCAGCGGCCGCAUUUCCAUCUGCGGCUUCGGUUCUCUGCUCUCCGAGCGAAGCGCGAGGAGUACGUUUCCUGAUCUGGUCGACUUUAGAGUGGCGAGACUGGACGGAUUCCGGCGCGUUUUCGCCCACGUUGCUCCUAUUUUCUUCGAGCGCGGCAUCGCCAAACCCGAAACCAAGGAGAUCUCCAGCCUCAGUGUGGAGUCAUGUGAGGGUGAGACUCUUGUGGUCACGGUCUUCGAGAUUGAAAAAUCUGAGAUACCAGCUUUCAUGAGGAGGGAGCUCGAGUUCCGAUUUCUCGCUGUCAGGCCUCGGACACAUGAUGGCAAGCCCUUCGAGAAUCUAGCGGUGCUUUGCGCUCGUUAUACUGAUGAGGAAUUUUUCCGAAUCAGAUGCAGAGGAAGCAAGGAGAUUUAUUUUCAACAUUAUGGACGUUACGAUAUUGAUAAGAUAUGGCGGGAUGAUGUUUUACCUUGCCGCUCUUAUCUUAGGCACUGCGUCUUGGCUGCAAAGAAUCUGGGUGAUGCUGCCUACGACAAUUUUCUAGAUCAUACAUACCUGGCUGAUCGAAAAACGACAAUCAGAAAGUAUUUGGAAACGACAGGGUCGGGCAUCAUGGAAGAGGAGCCUCCGGAAUCCCUGAGAACCCGUUAUGGUGGCUAAUGUCAUUAGUGAUGCGUCUUCUGCAAAAGAUAUUCUUGAUUCGGACCUUGUGGUAUUCAUCCUCCCACAUUUUCGAGAAGCCUAAAGAAAGUGAUUCUGUAUGAGUGUGAUGUGAAAGAUUUCUUCUUGUGUUAGUGGUCGACUGUAAUUAGGAAAUCAACAGCAAUCUGGUUGUAAAGCUUUUCACAAGUUGCAUUUCCCAGGUCUGCUCCUCCCGCUCAUUUACAGAGAAACAGGAAAAAAGAGACAUACGCUACUGAUAAACAGUGAGUUUUAAGUUGAAGAGAGCCAAUACCUGUG
Messenger RNA from Rhodamnia argentea, 1272 nucleotides. RefSeq lists its product as uncharacterized. The transcript is spliced from 8 exons. NCBI's taxonomy places the organism in Eukaryota, Viridiplantae, Streptophyta, Magnoliopsida, Myrtales, Myrtaceae. The coding region runs from base 28 to 972 and encodes 314 amino acids. The record is from RefSeq and is a predicted model, not a curated record.